UGGUAUAAACACAGAAGAGAUGGACGUUCCGCUACUUCGCUUCUACUACUUGCAAGCUUCCUUUUUUGUGCUUUUUAUUUUGAGAUUUGCAAAGCACAAUUGUCUAGGUCCAGUUUGGAGUAGUGCCUGUGUGAGCUGGUGAGACAACACAAGACAGACACCAAUAUGCCAGAUACGGUGAUCAUGGCAGAAAUGGAGGACAUUGCUGACCGCUUGCCUGUUGAAGAGGAAGACGAGGAGUCCGAGAGAGAUGAAGAGGAGAGAGAAUUUGACUGGGUGGUGGACGAGGCUGAUGAACUCGAUGAGGAUGCAGUUCUUCUGGACACUGAAGAAGAGCCCUUUGAGUUGGACCAGCCAGCUGAGCGCAGUGGCCACAUAGCAGUGGUGGGUGGCCACUGCAUGUAUGUUUGGGGAGGAUAUAAGAAUUCCCAGACCACUGGCUUCAUUGACUUAUACUUGCCAAGGAAUGAAAUCUGGAUAUACAACAUGGAGACAGAACAAUGGUAA
This is a messenger RNA of Oncorhynchus keta (chum salmon), 507 nucleotides long. Its product is annotated as kelch domain-containing protein 2-like. The transcript is spliced from 3 exons. The coding region runs from base 166 to 507 and encodes 113 amino acids. Gene Ontology annotation, molecular function: protein binding. The record is from RefSeq and is a predicted model, not a curated record. NCBI's taxonomy places the organism in Eukaryota, Metazoa, Chordata, Actinopteri, Salmoniformes, Salmonidae.